CAAAACAAAACAUUUUUUUUGCUAGUGUAUCACUAAGCAUGCAUGAAGUACAAUACGGGUUCGGAUUCUCCCAUGCCCGCCCGUUUUAACAUUUUCAGUGAUAAGCGAAAUCUUUGAUACUCUCUCAGGCUUCAAUGGAGAAAAAUGGCGGAGACAAAACUUUGUUUCCCAUUUUCCCUCAAAACUGAAAGAAUGGCUUUUUAUCUGCAAUUCAGUUACCCCAUCUCAACCUUUUCGUGUUCCAACCUUUAUAAUGGAACUAGAACUCAACCCUUUAAAUUCUUGUGUACUUCUUCUUCUCCACAAUCUGAUUCUUCCAACAGUAGAGAAGAAUCUAUUAAAGACUCAUCUGGGGAAAAUGAUAAAGGGCAUGUGAUUCUGGUGGAGAAGUACAGGAAUGGAAAUUUGAAAAGGUAUGUUAUAGAUAAUGACUCUGAAAUGAAAAUGUUUCUUGAGGAGCAUGUGCCCACAACUACUGGAUCCCAAGAUCUUGAUAUCUCUGGCAUGGAGUUAUCUUGGCUCCCUAAGGUUAUCAAGGAUUUUGUGUUACCAUCAGGUUUUCCAGAUACAGUUUCAGAUGAUUACUUGGACUACAUGUUGCUUCAGUUCCCAACCAAUGUAACUGGAUGGAUCUGUCACACGCUGGUGACUUCAAGUCUCUUAAAGGCGGUUGGGGUGGGCUCUUUCUCCGGAACUUCCGCAGCUGCUUCUGCUGCUGCCAUCAGAUGGGUUUCAAAGGAUGGAAUUGGUGCCCUUGGACGCUUUUUCAUUGGUGGGCGGUUUGGCAAUAUUUUUGAUUAUGAUCCUAAACAAUGGCGCAUGUAUGCAGAUUUCAUUGGCAGUGCAGGAAGUAUAUUUGAUCUCUGUACCCCUCUCUAUCCAUCUUAUUUCCUACCUUUAGCAUCUCUUGGAAAUCUUGCGAAGGCUGUAGCUAGAGGGCUAAAGGACCCUUCAUUCCGGGUUAUACAAAACCACUUUGCUAUUGCUGGAAAUUUGGGAGACGUAGCAGCAAAGGAGGAAGUCUGGGAAGUAGCUGCUGAGCUGCUGGGUCUUUCUCUCGGCAUACUAGCUUUGGAUACACCUGGUAUCUCAAAGUCUUAUCCUACAUUGGCACUAACAUGGUUAAGUGUGCGGAUCCUACAUCUUUGGUUUCGCUAUCAGUCUCUUUCAGUUCUGCAAUUCAACACGAUAAAUCUCAAACGGGCUCGCAUAUUAGUGAACUCUCAUGUGUUACACUGUACAGUUCCAGGAAUCAAUGAAUGCAAUAGGAUGGAAAGCAUCUUAUUGUGGCAAAGAUUCUUAAGGCCACAAAUUAUUUUUGAGGUAUCUUUGGAGGAGAUGAUCAAUGGGGGCAAAUACAGAUCCAUGCAAAUCAAGCAGCUCCUUCAUAUGUACAAGGAGGAAGAAUAUUUUCUUGUAGUAAAUCAACAAAAGCUAACACAUUUUCAGGUCUUUGUAUCUUUCAAGGAAGGAGCCACAAGCCUAUCCGUGUUUCGAAGUGUAUGGCAAACCUAUUGGCUAUAUCAAAACUGGGGCUGGUCAGAUAAUAUCUUUGAUCGACUUGAACAGAGCUUGGUCGAAUUAAGAGAUAGAUUUCCUGAUCUACUACAACAACUAACUGAUGCUGGAUGGGAUACAAAUAGUUUAAGUUUAAAGGUCCCAAAAGAAAUGUUGAUCAAGGAGCUGAGUUAAUUUCACAUAUGACCACUGAGUUUUAUCCACUACAACAGUAAACCUACGUUUUUGUCUUUUUAAAGUAAUUGAACUUUACCUACUGUUAUAGUGAGGAAAGUUAAGUAACCAUACGUGAAAUUAACUCUUCAUGCAGCGUAACACCAGGGAAACACCUGUCUGCAGUUGAUCUUACUCCAAAGUCCUCACUAACUUUUUUUGCCUGUUUGAUGGGUCGUCGUCUCAAGUUUACCUUCACUGUCCCUUUUGCCAUUGGAUGACAAGUUUUCAAUGGCCUCGUCUCCUUGGAAGAGAUCGAUGCACAAUUGGAGUCAAGUUUAUUGUUAUAGUAAUAAAUCAGCUUGGUAAAUUUUUUUGCAGUUUAUGGAAAAAUGCUGCUGGCAAAUGAGAUAAUUUGUACAUGUUCAGGAAUACCAUUUUAAGUCUUUCUUUUUGUGCUGGUAAAUUUUAGUCUAUUUAUGUGAAAUUUAGAAGGAAGCUGUCGUCCUUGUUACUUGAAUAAUACUCGUGCAAGUUUAUUUUUAUCGAAAACCUUAAAGGGCUAAAGUUACCCUUGAACUAUUUGAAA
Messenger RNA from Solanum dulcamara, 2260 nucleotides. RefSeq names its product protein root UVB sensitive 5. Lineage: Eukaryota; Viridiplantae; Streptophyta; Magnoliopsida; Solanales; Solanaceae. The coding region runs from base 145 to 1692 and encodes 515 amino acids. The transcript has 15 exons. The record is from RefSeq and is a predicted model, not a curated record.